Messenger RNA from Fraxinus pennsylvanica, 1161 nucleotides. Lineage: Eukaryota; Viridiplantae; Streptophyta; Magnoliopsida; Lamiales; Oleaceae. The record is from the annotation of a GenBank genome assembly.
AUGGGGACACCUAUGCGAAGGUUCACAGCUUCAAACUUGGGUAUAAGAAGACCAAAUGAGAAUAUGAGGCUGAUUGUAACAACCUUCGUUGGGCUUGUUUUCGGCUUCUUUUUAGGUGUUUCAUUUCCUACCGUUUCCUUGUCAAAGAUGAAUAAGCCGUCCAGCUUUUUUCCUUCCAUUGAUCUUACCCAUAUUGAGGACAAGUACUCGGGUCUCUCAACCCAAGCACUGUUAAAUAUCUGGUCUUCUCUUAAGCGUAACAGAGGCAUCUCACACAAAUUUAAUAAUAAUAAGAUAUGGGCUCCAACUAAUCCACGAGGUGCUGAGGGACUGCCUCCAGGCAUUGUUGUAGCCGAGUCUGAUUUACAUCUCCGCAGAUUGUGGGGUCUUCCCAAUGAGGACAUUAUUGUCAGACCAAGGUAUCUUGUAACUUUUACAGUCGGCUAUGAGCAGAAAAAAAACAUUGAUGCUAUAGUGAAAAAGUUGACAGAAAACUUUACCAUUCUUUUAUUUCACUAUGAUGUUGUAAUGGAUAUUCUGGUGUAUGUAAAACGUAUUUCUUAUCCUGCAAGGUGGUACGCCAAGCGUUUUCUGCACCCUGACAUUGUUGCACCAUAUGAUUACAUAUUUAUCUGGGACGAGGACCUGGGGGUGGAAAAUUUUGAUCCGGAGGAAUACAUAAAACUGGUGAGGAAGCAUGGUUUAGAUAUUUCGCAGCCUGGUUUAUCCCCAGAUAGUGGAAUGACAUGGCAGAUGACAAGAAUGCGAAAUGACACGGAAGUUCACAAAGAAACAGAGGAAAGACCAGGCUGGUGCAAGGAUCCUCAUUUGCCACCCUGUGCAGCAUUCGUCGAGAUCAUGGCACCCGUGUUUUCUCGCGACGCAUGGCGCUGUAAUGAUUUGGUUCAUGGAUGGGGUCUUGAUUUUGCUCUUAGGAAGUGCGUAGAGCCCGCUCAUGAGAAAAUAGGAGUGGUAGAUUCUCAAUGGAUUGUUCAUCAAACUGUUCCUUCACUCGGAAACCAGGGUAUGGCAGAAAACGGCAAGGCACCAUGGGAAGGGGUAAGAGAGAGGUGCAGAAAUGAGUGGGCAAUGUUUCAAGAUCGCAUGAAUGGGGAAUCGAGUUACGAGAAGAGCAACGGUGUCGCUCCCUCAAUACAAUAA